Saccostrea cuccullata (small rock oyster) is the source of this 2288-nucleotide messenger RNA. RefSeq names its product proprotein convertase subtilisin/kexin type 5-like. The transcript has 3 exons. Lineage: Eukaryota; Metazoa; Mollusca; Bivalvia; Ostreida; Ostreidae. The record is from RefSeq and is a predicted model, not a curated record. Bases 58 to 2091 code for a protein of 677 amino acids.
UUGAAAGUCACAAUCAAUAAUUCUGUUUUAAAUAUCUUUUCAAUAAGGUAGGAUACAAUGAUAAAGUAUUGUUCACUCUCUCUGUCAUUUUUCUUCUGCUGUAUUUUGAUACCAAAGGAAACUCAACCAAAAUGCUUACCAACAGAAGUUUCAAUUACUUUUAAAACAUGGUAUCAGAGGACAAAAACCAUUUGUAAACGGAGCUGUCCAUCUAGCCAGUAUGUAUUCAAAGGAAGGUGUAUCGAAGACUGUCCAUCAUUUUCACCUAAAACAGACAAUGGAUUUAUAAAGUACUGCAAUAAUAGUGCUAUUAAUGACCUUGAAUGCCCCGCAUUCAUGUGUAAUAAAAAUUACCAAUACUGCUUUGAUGGAAAUUGUCUUUCUUCUUGUCCGGAAUACACAGUCGGUUUCAAUCAUUCGUGUUUAAUGGAAUGUCCAAAGGAAGCACCAUUUUUGACGUCGUUUUCUUGCCGUGGUGUCUGCUAUAGCGGUGUGAAAUCUUGUUUCAGGAGUUGUCCGAAAUCUCAUCCGUUUGUUUUUCAUUCCCCAAAAAUUACACACUGUUUAAACGAGUGUCCCGACUUCACAGCAAUAAAUCAAAAUUCCUGCAAUUUAUCGUGUCCAGUUUAUUUACCUGUUCUUUUCAACAGAAGCUGUUUACAAUCAUGCCCAGCUACGCACCCAUUUAUAGAUAUAAAAAUUUCUACAUUUAAUAAAAUUUUCAUUUGUACGGAUAUAUGUCCAGAGGAGAUGGCAUCAUACAGAAAUGUUUGUGUUUCUGUGUGCCCCAACGGUACCUAUCUUGAUAAUGGAGGGGACAAAACAUGCAUUGAGAAGUGUGAAGAUGCGCGGCCGUUUAUAUACACAACAGCAGCACAGCAAAAUACUAUUUACUAUCAGCAAUGUCUUUCAAAAUGUCCAUCAGGAAAAUAUGGGUAUGCUUUACCUGAGAAAAAAAUGUGUGUCAGUGAAUGCCCGAAAGAAUACUCCAUAUUUAAUAGCACUUGUUUAUCGAGGUGUCCCUAUUCUUCCCCUUUGAGGAAUUCUUUAAACACAGACGGCAGGAAUAGAUAUGUAUGUGUAAAACAUUGUCCAAGAAAUACAUUUAAAUACGACAAUAUGUGUUUUCACCUUUGCCCAAGUAAUUUAGUGCACUAUUUAUCGAACUGCUCCUCCAAAUGUCUUGGUUCUAAGCCUUUUUUACUACGGCAGAACAGAACUUGCGUUUCUGAAUGUCCCUUAAAAUACCUAUAUAAUGGAAGAAUAUGUGACGAUAAAUGUCCGGGGUAUAUUUCUUAUAUAGAAAAUAGGACUUGUGUUGUGCAAUGCACGAAAAGAAGUAACCUAUACAAGGAGUCAACCAUUGGCAAGGAGUGCAUUAGUUCAGACAUCUGUCCAAAUAACACUAUGCUACUAAAGGGAACAAAGGAAUGCAAAAUUUAUUGUCCAAAAGAAACUCAUGUGGUGAUAGACAACAUUUGCACGAAUAUGAGUGAAUGUUUGAAAUCGUUUUUCUUUCAAGCUUCAAAGAGUGGAAAUUUAUGCACUGAAAAGUGUCCCCAAAACUUACUAAGCAACGGAAGACAUUGUGUGUCUCGGUGUCCUGGAAACAAAGUCAUAAAUGAAAGGAACUGUACAGAUGAAUGUACUGAUACAAACCCUAACAAAUUCAAAAACGAAAGUAUCGGUACCAUGUGUCUAUCAGUGUGUCCAGAUGGGUUUGUAAAUUACAAGAACGAAUGCAUCGAUAAAGAUGAAUGUAUUAUCAUUAAAAACUUCUACAUUUUCAACAAAACGUGCUUUAAUGAAUGUCCAAAAAGAACAAUUCAAAUUAAAGACGACUACCACACGUGCCAGGCAGUGGAUAUUGCCCAGGCCUAUCAGAACGUUGUCACCUUUUUUGUUUACGCUGGGUUGUUUUCAAUCCUUUUCUAUAUAAUAUGCUGUUACAAAGGCGGCCUGUAUCAUGUCAAAGUAAAGGCAUGUUGUGAGCAUUCAGCUGAAGACACAUACAAACUUAUAGAGGACACAGACACCAAAACAACCAUCAAUGACGACGAAGGGAACGAAGCAGAAGUUAUUGUGGUCUAGCUACAUAUAAAAUCAAGACAGUAUAUUCCUUCAUGUAGCACACUAAACUCAAAUGUAAAUAAAGUUAAAGAAAAAUGGAAAUUAGAAAUAUUCAGAGAAUUUCACGACAAAAAGGUACAUACAUGUAUAUUGAAAUAAAUAUUCUAUGCAUUGUUGCUUUUAUUUGCAAGCAUAUAUAGGAUAAAAUUCAUCUUAUC